AUGGAAAGACUCGGCAUUAACCUAGAAAAGGAACCAGAGAAAGGCCGGGACACUACUCCUUAUAAAGAGACCAUGGUUCAUAACACUGAAGACUCUCAUCCUGACCAUGAAGGGGGGAAUGAAGAUCAACCGGCGCAAGCUCAACCUGAAGAAAACCCAGUAUUAUCUCAUGAUCAAGAUGAGAUGGGACAACCAGACACUGAAGCUCAAGAAGGAGAACCAAGCAGCAGUAAUGAACCUGAGCAGACACAAGUCCUAAGGAGAAGUACAAGGAUCAGAAGACCAGCCUCAGAUUGGUUAUACUAUGUCGCGUACUUCUGCGGUGGAACCAUCGGUCUUGUGUACAGCAACAACCUUGGACAGAUAGCUCAGUCUUUAGGACAAAGCUCAAAGACCACAACUCUUGUCACACUUUACUCCUCCUCCUCAUUCUUUGGAAGGUUGCUUUCUGCAACACCAGACUAUAUUAGAGCGAAGUUUUAUUUUGCAAGAACCGGGUGGUUAGCAAUCGCGUUAUUGCCAACACCAAUAGCUCUAUUCUUGCUUGCAUCAUCAGGAACCGCGUCAGCAUUACAAGUAGGAACUGCGCUGAUUGGUCUAAGCUCAGGAUUCAUAUUCGCAGCAGCGGUUUCCAUCACAUCAGAGCUUUUUGGACCAAACGGUGUCGGAGUUAACCACAAUAUCUUGAUCACAAACAUACCUAUAGGAUCUUUGAUAUAUGGAUUCUUGGCUGCAUUGGUCUAUGACUCACAUGGUUCGACCGGGAUCAAAUCGAUGACUGACUCGGUCGUGUGUAUGGGAAGAGGCUGCUAUUAUUUGACGUUUGUGUGGUGGGGAUGCUUAUCGGUACUUGGGCUAGGUUCGAGUCUUGUGCUGUUUAUUAGAACUAGAAGAACUUACCAAAGGUUUGAGCAAGCUCGGAUAAGUUCAAACAUUGAUUCAUAG
This is a messenger RNA of Brassica napus (rape), 945 nucleotides long. RefSeq names its product protein NUCLEAR FUSION DEFECTIVE 4-like. Bases 1 to 945 code for a protein of 314 amino acids. Lineage: Eukaryota; Viridiplantae; Streptophyta; Magnoliopsida; Brassicales; Brassicaceae. The record is from RefSeq and is a predicted model, not a curated record. The transcript has 3 exons. Gene Ontology annotation, cellular component: membrane.